Amoebophrya sp. A25 is the source of this 900-nucleotide messenger RNA. The record is from the annotation of a GenBank genome assembly. Lineage: Eukaryota; Dinophyceae; Syndiniales; Amoebophryaceae.
GGGACGAGAACGAGACGACUGAACAGCAAGAAUCUGAAUGCGGUAAGCGCCGCGAAUCACAUUCCGCAGCCGCAUUGCACAAACUGGAUACAUGUAAGGCUGGAAUUUUGUUCCGCUCACAGAUCUUGAUGCGGACGAGUAUUAGGCUGCUUAUUCAAGAGCGGCUUCCGGAACUGAAUGUUAAUCCAGUGCUACAAUUCGUAGCAGCACAAGCUAUACGGGGAACUUCCAGUCAACAAGAAACUGAAGCUAGAGUUUCAUCAUCAUCACUAACUCCAAAUCUUACCGUCAACGACUUCCAUGUCGCGGGGUUUCGUCUCCUGAAGUCUUUCGUUCACAGAUUUUUAGCUCGUCCACGAGGAAAGCAGUCGCGCCUAGCGGUGCCCAUACCUGCCAAAAUUGGCUUUUUGCAGAGCGAAGAUGGACGCGGCACGCGAUGCGUCGAGAUCUCAGUUCGAAGUUGCCGCAAACACACAUCUUGUUCCCUUGACGAGCAUAAGCCCGCCUGGCUAAAGCACGAUAAAUCGGUCAAUGCGAGGAUUUACUUUCCUGGAGGACGUCGUGGGGAGCGCGUUCUAGUGGAAUGCAUGAAACUCGGCGAACAUUCUUUUGUGGUGCAAAUGUGCGACUACGAGUUUCCUGCUAUUACUCGAGUUCGCGUCGCGCUUUCUCCAUACUAUUCGACGAACGGCAUCGACCGAAGCGAUGCUAUUUCUAGCCAUGAAACUAAAUCAAGCAAAGAUUUUUUCCACUCGCCUGACGAUGUCACAACUGGAGAAAACAUAAAUUGUGCUUCCGGUGAUUCCCCUUCGCGGACGGCGACGGAUCCCAGUGCUGAGUUGCGUUUCGCAGUGUCUCGUAGUGAAGAAGACCAUGCCUGGUUUAGUGCUAAAGCUGAGC